Messenger RNA from Symbiodinium necroappetens, 729 nucleotides. The record is from the annotation of a GenBank genome assembly. NCBI's taxonomy places the organism in Eukaryota, Dinophyceae, Suessiales, Symbiodiniaceae.
AUGAAUGCCAUCACGUCUACCAUGCUUGCGGAACUCAACGAUGCGUUUAAAGCAGCCGACGAUGACGCCAAUGUACGUGUCGUUGUAUUGACCGGCGCCGGACGUGGCUUCUGUUCCGGGCUGGACCUCAAACAAGCUGCAUCAGGGGAAGGCAUUGGCGGUGCCGAUCUGGCAUCCGCCGGCGCCAGACACUACUCGACCAGGGAAAUAUGUACGGUCACCCUGCAACGUAUGGAUACGCCAGUCAUCGGCGCCAUUAAUGGGGUGGCUGCCGGGUAUGGUCUGGAUCUGGCCCUGGGUUGCGAUAUGCGCAUCAUGAGCGAAAGCGCGGUAUUGAUGCCGGGCUUUGCCAAAAUGGGUGUGGUGCCCGAAAGCGGCGGCACCUGGUAUUUACCCAGAUUAUUAGGUUGGGCUAAAGCCUGCGAGGUGGCCAUGCUGGGUGACAAUAUGGAUGCUCAGACGGCCGUUGAGUAUGGCCUGGCCAACACUGCCUGUGCGGAUGUGGACUUUUCUGACACGGUCAAUCAGUGGGCGGAAAAAAUUGCGGGCAAUGCACCACUGGCCAUUGCAGAGAUUAAGCGCCUUUUCCGACACGGCUUGACACAAGAUUUCGAAAGUCACUCUCAUCACGUGCUGAUGUCUGUACUCAAUCUGUUUAAGUCACAGGACUUCAACGAAGGCGUGCAGUCGUUUGUUGAGAGACGACCACCGGAAUUUAAGGGCAGAUAA